This is a messenger RNA of Marmota flaviventris (yellow-bellied marmot), 2288 nucleotides long. RefSeq names its product matrilin 3 (gene Matn3). Gene Ontology annotation, molecular function: calcium ion binding. Lineage: Eukaryota; Metazoa; Chordata; Mammalia; Rodentia; Sciuridae. The record is from RefSeq and is a predicted model, not a curated record.
AUGCCGCUCCUGACCCCCGCGCGCCACCUCUCAGGACUCCUGCUGAUCUGGUUGGUGCUGCUGCUGCCGCCCCCCGCCAGCCCUGGUCCCCUGGACCGCCCGGGCGUCCGGAGGCUGGGGACUCGUGGCCCCGCCGGCAGCCCCGGGCGCCGACCCGCUCCCACCCGCGCGCCCUAUUCCGGAGCCAUCGAGCCAGGUGGGAAUCGCGGCGCAGGUGUUUGCAAGAGCAUGCCCUUGGAUUUGGUGUUUAUCAUCGACAGUUCUCGAAGCGUACGGCCCCUGGAAUUCACCAAAGUGAAAACCUUUGUCUCCCGGAUCAUUGACACUCUGGACAUUGGGGCAGCUGACACACGGGUGGCCCUAGUGAACUAUGCCAGUACAGUGAAGAUUGAGUUCCAGCUGCAGACCUACUCAGAUAAGCAGUCCCUAAAACAAGCGGUAGCACGAAUCACCCCCUUGUCCACAGGCACCAUGUCGGGGCUGGCCAUUCAGACAGCAAUGGAUGAAGCCUUCACAGUGCAGGCAGGGGCUCGGGGGCCCACUUCCAACAUCCCUAAGGUGGCCAUCAUCGUGACAGAUGGGAGGCCCCAGGACCAGGUGAAUGAGGUGGCUGCCCGGGCCCGGGCAUCUGGCAUUGAGCUCUAUGCUGUGGGUGUGGACAGGGCAGAUAUGGAGUCCCUCAAGAUGAUGGCCAGUGAGCCCCUGGAAGAGCAUGUGUUCUAUGUGGAGACCUACGGGGUCAUUGAGAAACUCUCCUCUAGAUUCCAGGAAACCUUUUGUGCCCUGGACCCGUGUGCGCUAGGCACGCACCAGUGCCAGCACGUGUGCGUCAGUGAUGGGGAGGGCCAGCACCACUGCGAGUGCAGCCAAGGGUACACCUUGAACGCGGACAAGAAAACGUGCACAGCUAUUGAUAAGUGUGCUCUCGGCACUCAUGGGUGUGAACACAUCUGUGUGAAUGACAGGACUGGCUCUUAUCACUGUGAGUGCCGCGAAGGCUACAUCUUGAAUGAAGACAGGAAGACUUGUUCAGCUCAAGACAAAUGUGCUGUUGGUGCCCAUGGCUGUCAGCACAUUUGUGUGAAUGACAGAGAUGGGUCCCAUCACUGUGAAUGUUAUGAGGGAUACACUCUGAAUGAGGAUAAGAAAACAUGUUCAGUCCAGAACAAGUGUGUUCUGGGCACUCACGGCUGCCAGCACGUGUGUGUGAGUGACGGGGCAGCUUCCUACCACUGCGACUGUUUUCCUGGCUACACAUUGAACGAGGACAAGAAGACAUGUUCAGCCAUUGAAGAGGCACGGAGACUCAUUUCUACUGAAGAUGCAUGUGGGUGUGAGGCCACACUAGCUUACCAGGAGAAGGUCAGCUCCUAUCUCCAGAGACUGAACACCAAACUUGAUGACAUUUUGCAGAAGCUGCAAGUAAAUGAAUAUGGACAAGUACAUCGUUAGAUUGCUCAAAAUGUGGAAAUGUAGAAAACUUGGUGCAAUUAAUAUACUUUUGCACACUCGUAUCUUCAAUGUUCUUGCUAAUUAUUUGCCAUUAUAAAUGCUUGAAUAUUGCCAGAUAAAUAGUAUGACGAUUUUCUGGAGAAUCGGUAUCAUUUUUCCAAGGAAAUAAAUGUGCAUAUUCUUAUUAAGGGCAAACUUUAGUGUUUCUAUGCUCUAACUGUGAAAUGGUAGGAAGUAGAAUGAAAAGUUCAAUUUUUAAAAUUAUCUACUAAUUGAGCCAUUUAAUUUUAAAUGUUUAUAUUAGUAAGAUAAUCAUUCACAAUGGAAACUUAAGAUAUAUUUUCUCUUGAUAAUAUUUCUAAAAUAAACCAUUUUAUUACCAAGAGUGCAAAUGGUAUGCAGUAUUUCCACAUGAAAAGCUCAUAUAAUUAAAAUUGAAAUUAAUAUAAUUUAGAACUGUUAAACACUUUUUGUUUUUUGUUAAUUUUUGCAGGAGUAUUAUUGAAACUCUGAUCAAGGGAUUGUAAUACACAUAUUUAAAAGUAGUUAAUUAAGUAAAUAUUACAUGCAAUUUUUAAUUCAUUCUGGUCUUAGAAAUGCAUGACUAAAGAGCAUUAGUUGUGAAUUUAGGGUGCUAAACUUUUUACCAAGAGCAAAAUGUCCUAAAUUUAUUUUAUCAUUUUCCUUUAGGAUCAACUGAUAACAUGAUAUAUUUGUAGAAUUGAUAUAACAAGGAACAAAAUCUAAUGUCUUUUUAAAUGUUAGUAAUAAGCAUAACAUUUUUCACUUAUAUAUUUGAUACAUAUACUUUAUCUCUACAGCUUAAACUUUUAGAA